This is a messenger RNA of Cheilinus undulatus (humphead wrasse), 2083 nucleotides long. RefSeq names its product aldehyde dehydrogenase family 3 member A2-like. Bases 94 to 1581 code for a protein of 495 amino acids. Gene Ontology annotation, cellular component: cytoplasm. Lineage: Eukaryota; Metazoa; Chordata; Actinopteri; Labriformes; Labridae. The transcript has 12 exons. The record is from RefSeq and is a predicted model, not a curated record. Gene Ontology annotation, molecular function: aldehyde dehydrogenase (NAD+) activity. Gene Ontology annotation, biological process: aldehyde metabolic process.
GCAGUGUCAAUAGCUCGAACUCCAGCGACGCAGCUAAAGGUUUUCCUGCAGGAAGAAGCCAUCAGGAUAUGGGUACAACGUGGUCAUGAAAGGAUGGACAUAGUCACUCAGAUGUCAAGAGAACAGCUGGUGGUGCAGCUGGCCAGGAAGUCGUUCAGAACAGGGAAAACUAAACCUCUGGAGUUCAGGAUCCACCAGCUGAAGAGCUUGCUGCGCUUCAUCUCAGAGAGACAGGGGGACAUCGCAGAUGCUGUCAAAAGAGACCUUGGCAAGAGUGAGAAGGGCACAGAGCUGUUUGAGACCCUGGGGUUGGAGGGAGAGAUUGAGUUGGCUAUAGAUAAGCUGGCAGAAUGGGCGGCUCCUCGGCCAGUGGAGAAGAACUUCCUGACCAUCACAGACGAGGUUUAUGUUCAGCCAGAGCCGCUGGGAGUGGUGCUCAUCAUCGGGGCCUGGAACUAUCCCUGGGCUGUCACCCUGCAGCCGCUGGUCGGAGCCAUUGCAGCUGGUAAUGCAGCAGUGAUAAAACCAUCUGAGGUCAGCUCUCACUCUGCUCAAGUCAUGGAGGAGCUUCUGCCUAAAUAUCUUGACAAAGACUUGUACCCAGUGGUGACAGGUGGAGUGUCAGAGACUCAAGAGCUGCUGAAACAGAGGUUCGAUCAUGUCUUCUACACGGGGAACAGCACAGUGGGCAGACUGGUGAUGGAGGCAGCAGCUCGACAUCUCACCCCAGUGACCCUGGAGCUGGGAGGGAAGAGCCCGUGCUACAUCGACAAGAACUGUGACAUAAAUGUUGCGUGUCGCCGCAUCACAUGGGGAAAGUUUGUAAACUGUGGUCAGACCUGCAUCGCCCCAGACUACAUCUUAUGUGAACCGUCCAUGGAGAGCAGAGUAGUGGAAGAGAUCAAGAAGUGCAUAAAGGAGUUUUACACAGAAAAUCCUAAAACCUUUGAGGACUACGGGCGCAUCAUCAACCAGCGGCACUUUAAGAGGGUCAUGGCUCUGAUGGAGGGGAGCACAGUGGCUGCAGGAGGAGACAGUGAUGAGUCUCAAUGCUACAUAGAGCCCACCGUAUUGAAGGAUGUGACGGGAGAAUCAAAAGUGAUGAAGGAGGAGAUCUUUGGUCCAUUGCUUCCCAUCAUCACUGUGAGCGGUGUGGACGAGGCCAUCCAGUUCAUCAAUGAGAGAGAGAAACCUCUGGUAGUGUACAUCUUCUCUCAUGACAACAAGCUGAUCAAAAGGGUGAUAGCUGAGACAUCCAGUGGAGCUCUGCUGGCCAAUGACUGCCUGGUUCACUUCACUGUCAGUGCUCUGCCCUUUGGAGGAGUUGGUAACAGCGGGAUGGGCUGCUACCAUGGCCGACACAGCUUUGACCAACUCAGCCAUCUGCGUAGCUGUCUGAUCAAACAGCUGAAGAUGGAGGGGGUGAACACCAUGCGCUAUCCCCCUCACACCGCCAAGAAGCUGGGCUGGGCUCGAUUCUUCCUGCUGAAGAGGGUGAACACAAGUAGGCUGCGGCACUUAGCCAUGCUUGCCAUGUUGGUUGGCCUGGCUGCAUUUGUGAUCCAGAGAUUCCUGCGAUGAAGAUGAAGACGAGGAGGAGAAUAAGGCAGUCUGAGGUCAUACCUGUGAAGGUGUCCAUGUGAUUAUUCACACCACACCGUCCAUAUCAUUUCUAAUUCAUGUAGACUUUCAUGUUUUAUUUAUGUAUCUUAAAUUUCAUCUGUAGCAUUUUGUUGUUACUGCAUGCUGCUAUUAUAGUUUUUAAUGUUUAUAUGAAUUUUAUCGCAAUAUAGUAUGUAACAUUACAAUUUAAAACAAAAAUCAAUGCACACAUAGAAAACAACUAAGAUCUAUUUGAAUUAUUAUUAUUUUAAGAUCUCCGUCUUCUUUUACAUUUCACUGUGGUCCAAACUUUCAGCUAUUAAAUUCCAACUAUAAAACAUAUGUUUCUCUGUGUCAACUCUGUUUCACUUUUUUAAGGAUGAGUCUAUGAAAAGAAAGAUGUUUUGUUUAAAAAAAAAAGCUAAAAUUGUAAAUAAAAUGCAAUAAAAUAAAUGUGAGCAACAUGCAAAAAAAAUUACAU